AUGGCCACCACGACUGCCAAAGCUCCUGCUCCGCUGAAUCUAUUCGACCGUUUGCACCAAGGUGAAAACUGGAAAUUGUUUCGCCGAGAGUGGAAAUUCUAUGAAUUAGCAGCUGGCAUUCAUAGGAAGGCGGAUGAAGUUCGUGUUGCUUCUUUGUUAAACGUUGUUGUCAAAGAGGGAUUGGACACUAGUCAAUUGCCGAGCGCGUCGCUCGAUUGUUACAUAACAGCUUUGAUGAAGCUCUCUGAGAACUGUGGUUUUGGAACGCUCCGUGAAUCGCUUGUUCUCGAUCGUUUGAUUCUUGGAGUAAAGGAUGACAGGAUUCGGGAAAAGCUCCUUGGAAAGUGUGAUCUCGACCUGGAUAAAGCCGUUGAAAUUAUCAAGGCUAGUCAGGUUACUCAUUCGCGUGCCUCGGAAAUUCCAGGCGAAGCUUCGGCUCAGGAAGAUGUCAAUGCUGUGAAACACAAACCUAAGCCACAGAGGAAAUCGGAGAAAGGGAAGCUCCCGAAAAGUUCCACUCGAAACCCUUCGUCUAACAGCAAAAUUAAAGAAUAUCUCUUUUGCGGUGGCAAACAUGCACUUGACAGAAAGCUAUGUCCAGCAUCCGGACAAACAUGCAAGAAAUGUGGCAAAGUUGGACACUUCUCGGUCAAAUGUCGCAGUAAGUCUGUGAAUGUGAAUGUUAAUGAUGUCAAGGAAGUUUUCUACUUAAAUGACAUCAGUGGCAAAGAUCAGGCUCUUGCUCCAGUCACUCUAAAUGACACUGUUUCAAUGACAUUCCAGAUUGAUAUAGGCUCAUCGUCAAAUAUUUUGCAACUAGAGGAUUACAUCAGAGCCACCAAUGAUUUCAAAACACCUAGCAUUAUUCCUAAAGAUAUCACACUAGUGGUGCAUGAUCACUCUAAGCGAAAGGCAUUGGGUUCUGCAAGGUUGAAAGUUGAGCAUGAUGCCAACAAACAUGAACUGAACUUUGUCAUUGUUGAUCAAAGGCUUACACCUUUGUUGGGCUUAAAGUCUUGUAGAGGUAUGGGUCUUGUUAAAAUCAUGGUACCUGGUAUUUAUGCCCCUGUUAACAAAGUUGUUGCUACCCCAAAGAAAGCUGUAUCUGAGAGUAUUACUACAGAUUCUGUGCUUAGAUCCCUUGCUGAUGUAUUUCAAGGUAUUUGUUGUUUACCUGGUGAAUACAGUAUUUCAUUACAGAGGGAUUGUCUUGGCCGUGCCAAAAAAGAUGGGCCAAUCCGUGUAUGCCUGGACCCCAAAGAUUUGAACUCUGCUAUUAAGCGUUCACACUACCCCCUACCUACGGGAGGUGAUGUUACGUCCCGACUCACCAAGGCAAAAGUCUUCAGUGUCGUGGAUGCAAAAACUGGUUUCUGGCAAGUGAAGCUGUCAGAGAGUUCCAGUUAUUACACAACGUUUAAAACUCUAUUUGGCAGAUUUCGCUGGUUCAGAAUGCCGUUUGGAAUUUCUUCUGCGCCUGAGAAGAGCACUUUUCUAAACGACGGUGAUGUGCUUUUUGUCUCAAAAGUGAGCUGCAGAACUGAAAUUGCGGGUAAUUUACGCCAACAGAGGAAUCCGUCCGGAGAUGAAGAGCUUAGUAAUUUGCUGAAAGCUUUUAUGCUUUGUAAGCUAUUUCAUCGAGCCUGUUUCGCCCUAGCCCUAAUUGCUCUGGCCGGUCAUAUUGAGUCUAACCCCGGCUACCAGACGCUACACGACAUAAGGAACACUCGUGGACUGAAAAUUGCUCACUUAAACAUUCGAAGUCUCGUACGCAAGACCGACUCUUUGUGCCUUGAGGGAAUCGACAGUAAAGCAUUGGACAUUCUAUAUCUAUCCGAGACAUGA
Messenger RNA from Stylophora pistillata, 1845 nucleotides. RefSeq lists its product as uncharacterized. Lineage: Eukaryota; Metazoa; Cnidaria; Anthozoa; Scleractinia; Pocilloporidae. The record is from RefSeq and is a predicted model, not a curated record.